Messenger RNA from Tuber aestivum (summer truffle), 2031 nucleotides. The record is from the annotation of a GenBank genome assembly. Lineage: Eukaryota; Fungi; Ascomycota; Pezizomycetes; Pezizales; Tuberaceae.
GCUCCACAGCUGCACCUACCAUAACUUACAUAACUCUAGAACCGCCAGAAGAAGAAGAAACAGAGAUCAGCAAUCAUGGGCGUUAGUGAGAAAAUCAAAGAAAUUGAGGAGGAGAUGCGGAGGACCCAGUUAGUCUUCUUCCUUCACUGCAUACUCCCCUGCCACCUGCAACCUCGCUGACAAAGUACACCUUUUAAAAAUGCAGGAAGAACAAGGCAACAGAAUAUCACCUUGGGCUGCUGAAAGGCAAACUCGCACGCCUCCGUGCCCAGCUUUUAGAACCAGCACCAGGAGCAGGGUCUGGAGGAGGUACCGGCUUCGACGUGUCCAAAUCCGGCGGUACUCACCUCUCCCCCUCAAGCAGCUCUUCCGGUAUGAAUCAAGAACUGAUAUGAUAUCACCAAGAUGCCCGAAUUGCCCUCGUCGGCUUUCCAUCAGUUGGGAAAUCCACGCUCUUGUCAAAAAUCACAAAGACCAAGUCGGAGGUAGCGGCCUAUUCGUUCACAACCCUCACCGCCAUCCCCGGCGUGCUCGAAUAUGGUGGUGCCGAGAUACAGAUCCUGGAUCUUCCCGGGAUCAUUGAGGGCGCGGCGGAGGGCAAGGGGAGAGGGAGACAGGUCAUUUCGGCGGCGAAGACUAGCGACUUGAUAAUGAUGGUGCUGGACGCCACGAAGAAGGCGGAACAGAGGGCGCUACUGGAGAGGGAGUUGGAGGCAGUGGGUAUUAGGUUGAAUAGGGAGCCACCGAAUAUCUACCUCAAAGCGAAGAAGGCUGGUGGGAUGAAGUUGAGUUUUAUGAGCACGCCAAAGAAUUUAGAUGAGAAGGUUUGUCUCACAUGUUGUCGAGGAAAGAUGGGUGUGGAGGGGGAAUUAAUUGGGGUGUUUGGUAGAUGAUAUAUAACAUCCUGAGAGACUACAAGAUGCUCAAUUGCGAGGUGCUGAUUCGGGACGAGAAUGGUACUAUCCUCUCUCCACUUAUGCCCUCUAUCAAGGGCUGACAAAUCUAGCGACCGUCGACGAUUUCAUAGAUGUAAUCAUGGCCCCUCACCGCCGCUAUAUAAAAUGGUACCAUCUCCCCCCAUUACCCCUUCCCACCUGCCUCCCCUGCCUCCCUCUUUCUGCUCCCUAAACUAACACCUCCAACCUAGUCUCUAUGUCUACAACAAAAUAGAUUGCAUAAGCAUGCAAUUUCUCGACCAACUGGCGCACGAGGACCACACCGUUGUCAUGUCCUGCGAGCUGGACCUGGGCAUCACCGACGUCGUGGACCGGGCCUGGCAGGAGCUAAACCUAAUGCGCAUCUACACAAAGCGCAGAGGUGUACAGCCUAACUUUUCCGAAGCCCUGAUCGUGCGACAGGGCGCGACGGUUGAGGACGUGUGUGAUCAAGUACAUCGCAGUCUCAAGGAGAGCUUCAAGUACGCACUUGUUUGGGGCGCUAGUGCUCGGCAUGUGCCGCAAAGGGUUGGGUUGGGACAUGUGGUAGCUGACGAGGAUGUUAUUUCUAUAGUUACGAAGUGAUUGUGAUUGCAGUGGGGGAGAGGAGGGAAAACAAGUUGGAUGGGGAAGUGAAAAGUCUAAAAACCGAAUGCUUAUUAGAUACAAUGUCGUGAUAAUAUGGAUGAAGCUAUGGUGAAAACGUAGAAAAGGGAGAAAAGGAAAAAAGAAGCGCAAGAAUCCUGGUGCGCACUUUCUUCAUGUUUUGUGUCAUAUCAAUCUUCAAGAUGGACUUUGCCUCUUCGUUUCUCGAGAAACUUCACACCGCCCAACCUCUAAUUCUGCCACUCUCCCACAAGAAAACAGGCAGAAGAAACUUACCCUCCCCGCCCCCGGGGCUAUAAUUGCUAAAGCUCAGUUUUCAGCCUCAUCCCCCGCCCCCUAAUCGCCCCGGACGCAACGUCAUCUACCUCCCCGGCGCGACCAUCAACAACAGGCAUAACCUCCAGCGGCGCCUCCACAAACCCCUCCAACCCCAACCACCCAGCCAAGAACGCGGCAGUAAGCCUCGCCCAAUCCUUAACGGUGGGUAUAU